Hippocampus comes (tiger tail seahorse) is the source of this 1255-nucleotide messenger RNA. RefSeq names its product 3-hydroxymethyl-3-methylglutaryl-CoA lyase, cytoplasmic-like. The coding region runs from base 242 to 1255 and encodes 337 amino acids. Gene Ontology annotation, biological process: L-leucine catabolic process; ketone body biosynthetic process. Gene Ontology annotation, molecular function: hydroxymethylglutaryl-CoA lyase activity. The record is from RefSeq and is a predicted model, not a curated record. The transcript is spliced from 9 exons. NCBI's taxonomy places the organism in Eukaryota, Metazoa, Chordata, Actinopteri, Syngnathiformes, Syngnathidae.
CCCACCUCCCCGCACAUCUCUGUUUUGAUCCCUUCCCAGCUGGGCGGUGGCUGCCAUGGCAACUGCUGAAUCAUCCUCCCCAGUCAGCGGCGGUCCUCUAAUUCCAUUUUGGUUAGUAAGGCCUUGCAUCAUCCGGGAAUAUUAAUCUUGAUCCUUCCAUUAGCUUUAUUAGCUUUCGAACAACAGGGGGUAGGGCCGUUUAGUCUUGGGAAGUGAGGAAGCACAAGCAGCAGGCCUUCGAAUGGGAAACCUACCCACGUCGGUGAAACACUGCCUGAGCUAUGACCAACUCAUCCAGGACUAUCCGUGGCUGAGACGUUGGCUGCUGGAGGAGGCAGAGACUGCUUCUGAGUAUCCAGAGAGUGUGAAAAUAGUUGAAGUUGGGCCCAGAGAUGGACUCCAAAAUGAAAAGGAAAUUCUUCCGACAGGAGUUAAAAUCCAGCUGAUAGACAUGCUGUCGGGAUCAGGCCUGCGUGUGAUCGAAGCCACCAGUUUCGUCUCCUCAAAGUGGGUACCGCAGAUGGCCGACCACACUGAGGUUCUCACAGGAAUCAAGAGAGCACCUCAUGUUCAGUACCCGGUAUUAACACCAAACAUGCAAGGCUUUCAGGACGCUGUUGCAGCCGGCGUUACUGAAGUGGCAGUGUUUGGCUCCGCGUCUGAGACCUUCAGCUUGAAAAACAUAAAUUGCUCUAUUGAUGAAAGCAUGCGGAGGUUUGACGAGGUUGUCAAGGGUGCCAAAGCAAAAAUGAUUCCAGUCCGUGGGUACGUUUCCUGUGCCCUUGGAUGCCCGUACGAAGGACAGAUUGAUCCAUCCAAAGUUGCCGAGGUAGCCAAGAGAUUGUAUGAGAUGGGAUGCUACGAGGUCUCCCUGGGGGACACCAUUGGCGUGGGCACUCCAGGUUCCAUGCGUAAAAUGCUGCAGUGUGUCAUGAAGGAGGUUCCGGCCAGUGUUCUUGCAGUUCACUGCCAUGACACAUACGGCCAAGCCUUGCCAAACAUCCUCACCGCACUUCAGAUGGGAGUGUGUGUGGUGGACUCGGCAGUGGCCGGCCUGGGUGGUUGCCCGUACGCUCAGGGUUCAUCUGGCAAUGUGUCAACAGAGGAUGUUCUCUACAUGCUCCAUGGCAUGGGCAUCCACACUGGGGUAAACCUGGCCAAAGUCCUGGAGGCAGGCGACUUCAUCUGUACUGCUUUGCAGCGCAAGACAAACUCCAAAGUUGCUCAGGCAAGAAGCGGGAUGCCGCGAUCUUGA